AUGAUUUACUCUCAGAAAACUCAGGAUGACUCGGAAGUUGUGGUGCCUGCGGCUGGCGAGACAUUUGUAGCCGAGGACGGAACCGUUUCUGUUGUUCUCGCAGACACCGUUGAUGACGACUAUGAGCCCACGCAGGAUGAGAUUGAGGACUUUGCCGAGUGGAUGGGAAUGCAGCUGCCAGAAGACAAGGAAUUUUUAUAUAUAGCGCGUGAGGGGCUGAAGGCACCGUUGCCGAAGAACUGGAGGCCAUGCCGCACAAACGAGGAUGAUAUUUACUACUUCAACUUUAGGACGGGCGAAAGCACGUGGAAUCACCCGAUGGAUGACUUUUUUCGCCAGAAGUUUCUCAAAAUGAAGGAGGAAAAAAAGAGCUCGACUGUUACCACGCCCGUGGUAACAAAGCAUGCUGCUGUUCCUACAAGCACCACGGGUGGUGUUCCGACUCUGGGGAGUACCGGUGGCGGUGGCGGCCCGGUUUCCAUCCUGAAGAAAUCCCCGUCGGAUCUGAUUGGAGGCAUGCCAGGCACCGCGACGCAUGCUUUCGUCCCUGCAUUGGGCGCCUCACGGUCAAUGGUGGGCAGCAGCACGACUUCUGUACGAGACCCGUGU
Messenger RNA from Trypanosoma cruzi, 609 nucleotides. RefSeq lists its product as uncharacterized. Gene Ontology annotation, molecular function: protein binding. The transcript has a single exon. The record is from RefSeq and is a predicted model, not a curated record. Lineage: Eukaryota; Euglenozoa; Kinetoplastea; Trypanosomatida; Trypanosomatidae. The annotation marks the transcript as partial.